Messenger RNA from Acanthosepion pharaonis, 1893 nucleotides. Lineage: Eukaryota; Metazoa; Mollusca; Cephalopoda; Sepiida; Sepiidae. The record is from the annotation of a GenBank genome assembly.
AUGUAUAGCAUAUAUUUUCAAAUUAUAUCUACUUGUUCGUCGCUUGAGAUAAGUUUCCAUUUCUCAUACACUCACUGGCUCCCGUUAUUGCCACCUGAUGAUGACACAGCCUUCUUUCAGAACAGCUCGUUGUUAUUUGAUGAGAAUUACUCUGUUUUCACGUCUUCUCGCUUUUCUUUUUUUUUUUUUCUUCUUCUUAUACAUGUUCUUUCUAUCCCUCUCGCUUUUCCUUUUUCUACCCGCUUCUUCUUCUUCUUCUUCUUCUUCUUCUUCUUCUUCUUCUUCUUCUUUCCAUCUCGUUUUUCUUUUCUUCUUUAUUUCUUUCUUCUUUUUCUUCUUCUUGUUCAUAUUCUUUCUAGCCUUUUUUUUUUCGUUUCUUCUUCUUCAUCAUCAUCAUUUCUUCUUUUUCUUCUUCUUCUUUCUAUCGUCUUCUCGCUUUUCUUUUCUCCUUUUCUUCUCGCUUCUUCUUCUUCUUCUUCUUCUACAUAUUCUUUCUAUCCUUCUUGCUUUUCUUUUAAGUUUUCUUCUCGAUUCUUCUUCUUUCUAUCGUCUUAUCACGUUUCUUCUUUUCUUCUCACUUCUUCUUCUUCUUUUACUACUACUUGUUCUUUCUAUCGUAUUCUUCUUAAUUUUUCUUCCUUUAUUCGCGCUUCUUCUUCUUCUUCUUCUUCUUCUUUCUAUCGUAUUCUCGCUUUUCUUUCUCCCCACUUCUAUCAACCUUUUCUUCUUCAUUUCUUUUUCUUUUCCAACUCACUCCACUCUCUCUCUCUCUCUUCUUCCACUACUUUCGCUGUUUCUUCUUCUUUUCUCUCUUCUUUUCAGAUAAGUCCGUGCGAUACUAGUAAGAGACUAAUUACUGAUAAUUCGCUUUUUACGUUCUUUCUAUCUAUCUAUCUAUCUAUCUAUCUAUCUAUCUAUCUAGUACAAUCUCCUAUUCACAUCUAUCUAUCUAUCUAUCUAUCUAUCUAUCUAUCUAUCUAUCUAUCUAUCUAUCUAUCUGUCCUUUGUUUAUUAUCUAUCGUAAUCCGUUUAUCAAUCUGUCACAAUCUUUGUCUGUUUAUAAUCUAUCUAUCUAUCUAUCUAUCUAUCUAUCUAUCUAUCUAUCUAUCUAUCUAUCUACCUAUUCACAUCUAUCUAUCUAUCUAUCUAUCUAUCUAUCUAUCUAUCUAUCUAUCUAUCUAUCUGUCCUUUGUUUAUUAUCUAUCCCCAUUCCAUCUAUCUAUCUAUCUAUCUAUCUAUCUAUCUAUCUAUCUAUCUAGUACAAUCUAUCUAUCUAUAUAUCCCAGCCCAUUCUAUCUAUCUAUCUAUCCAUCUAUCUAUCUAUCUAUCUAUCUAUCUAUCUAUCAUCAUCUGUUCUUUUGUUUAUUAUCUAUAAAUCAAUCUGUCACAAUCUUUGUCUGUUCUAUCUAUUCAUUCAUCUAUCUAUCUAUCUAUCUAUCUAUCUAUCUAUCUAUCUAUCUAUCUAUCUAUUACAGUCUGUUUAUUAUCUAUCAGAAUGUGUCAUCUCAGCCCAUUCACAUAUUAUCUAUCUAUCUAUCUAUCUAUCUAUCUCUCUCUCUUUGUUUAUUAUCUAUCUAUCUAUCAUUCAUAUCUAUCUAUCUAUCAUCUCCUAUUCAUCUAUAUCUAUCUAUAUAUCUGUUUAUUAUCUAUCAGAAUGUGUUCUUUGUUUUCAUAUCUAUCUAUCUAUCUAUCUAUCUAUCUAUCUAUCUCAGCCUGUUCUAUCUAUCUAUAUAUCUAUCUCAGCCUGUUCAUAUCUAUCUAUCUAUCUAUCUAUCUAUCUAUCUAUUCAUAUCUAUCUAUCUAGCCUGUUCAUAUCUAUCUAUCUAUCUAUCUAUCUAUCUAUCUAUCUAUCUAUCUAUCUAUCUAUCUGUGCGUAUGUCUGUGUGUUAUUGA